Thermochaetoides thermophila DSM 1495 is the source of this 2304-nucleotide messenger RNA. RefSeq lists its product as uncharacterized. The record is from RefSeq and is a predicted model, not a curated record. The transcript is spliced from 2 exons. Gene Ontology annotation, molecular function: RNA helicase activity; ATP binding; nucleic acid binding. The coding region runs from base 1 to 2304 and encodes 767 amino acids. Gene Ontology annotation, cellular component: nucleolus. NCBI's taxonomy places the organism in Eukaryota, Fungi, Ascomycota, Sordariomycetes, Sordariales, Chaetomiaceae.
AUGGGUUUCGACAAGAAACGCAAGCGCUCCGAUAGCGCUGUAAAGCGCUUCAAGGGACAAGGAAAUUCCGCGAAACGGCAGAAGACCAGUGUGGAAAAACGGGUGGUUCAUGUCGACAAGCUGCCAUGGAAGACGGUUGACGUGCUCGAAAUGUUCGACGAUGCCGAAGGGUUUUACGGUCUAGAGGAGGUUACCGGUGUUGAGGUUAUUCGCGAGGGUAAUACUGUAAAAUUUGUUGCUGCUGUCCCUCCGUCAGAUGAGAGCGAAGAGUUCAAAGGCUUUGAUGACGUCCCUGAAGAGGAACCUCAUGCAGCUGGUGAGGCUACCGAGUCAACGGAGUCCAAGACCACUGAUGGCACUGAGGUCUCGUUCACCGAUUCGGCUGCUACUGAACCUACUAAAGAGGAAGAGAAAGACUCCAGGCCCCAAGAGCCGCAGCAGGAUCAGAAAAGGGGAAAGAAGGACAAAAAAAACAAGAAAACUGCCAAGACUCAACAGCCAGAAGCCGACCCCGAACUUGAAACCAAUGUCUUUGCCCAAGCCGCAGCUAUUGCUGACGUCGAGGCUGCGGAAGACGAUGUCGACCUUUCCGAAUGGGUUCCACUGGGGUUGUCACCUCCAGUCCUGUCUUGCAUCGCCCGCUUGAAGUUCCUUAAGCCAACCCCUAUCCAGGCCAGGGCUAUCCCUGAGGUCAUCAAUGGCCACGAUGUUAUCGGAAAGGCCGCGACAGGUUCCGGUAAAACGUUGGCUUUUGGAAUCCCUAUUGUCGAGGCCUGGUUGUCCAAGAUAGCCUCUGCAGAGUCAAGUGGUCAGAAGCAUCCUAUCGCUCUCAUCCUAUCCCCCACCAGAGAACUUGCCCACCAGAUCACCGACCAUCUCAAGCAGCUCUGUGCCGGACUGGCAACGGCUCCUUAUAUCUGCUCGGUAACCGGUGGGUUGGCAGUCCAGAAGCAGGAGAGACAACUGCAAAAAGCGGAUAUUGUCGUGGGUACUCCAGGCCGUCUGUGGGAGGUCAUGAGCACGAGCAAUGCUGUUAUGCAGUCCUUUAGGAGCAUCAGUUUCCUUGUUGUUGAUGAAGCGGAUCGCAUCCUGAAGGAUGGCCACUUCAAGGAGGCUGAAAAGAUCCUGCUUGCUCUGGACCGCACUGUUCCGGGAGAGGAGGAAGAGAAUGAUUCUGACGAUGAGAAGACCUCUCGCCGUCGUCGGCAGACUCUUGUCUUCUCAGCUACCUUCAAUAAGGCUCUCCAGCAAAAGCUUGCGGGCAAGGCACGCUACAACCUGAUGGGUGAAACAGAAUCCCUCGAGUACCUUCUCAAAAGACUGAACUUCCGUGAGCACCCCAAGUUCAUCGACACCAACCCGAUCACUCAGAUGGCCGAGAACCUUAAAGAGGGCCUGAUUCAAUGCGGCGACAUGGAAAAGGACCUCUACCUCUACGCCGUCCUUCUGCUCCAACCUACUCGCCGCGCCCUCGUUUUUACAAACUCCAUCAACACUGUCAGACGCCUUACUGCCUUCCUCAACAACCUCAAUCUCCCCGUUUUCGCACUGCACUCCGAGAUGGAACAAAAAGCCCGUCUUCGGUCAAUCGAGCGCUUCAAGGCCGACAACCAUCCCAACAAGAGCAAGAGCAACAACGCUGCCUCAAUCCUAGUUGCCACCGACGUAGCCGCACGCGGUCUUGAUAUCCCGUUGAUUGACCUUGUCGUGCACUACCACGUCCCGCGCAGUGCCGAUGAUUACGUGCACCGCUCAGGUCGUACCGCUCGUGCCAGUAACUCGGGUGUCUCCAUUCUCUUGUGCGGGCCGAAGGAAGCUAUCCCAACCCAGCGUCUUAUCAACAAGGUCCACGCCGCUGCGGCCGCUAAGAACUCUAACCCUGUCAAGAGCACCAAAGCGCUUGGCGUCCAGACGAUUGAUAUCGACAGGAGGCUGGUGCAAUGCCUGCGUCCUCGAGUCACGCUCUCGCAAAAAAUUACAGAGGCGACGAUGGCGAAGGAGCGCGGUGCCAAGGAAGAUGAGUGGCUGCGCAAGGCGGCUGAAGAACUGGGUGUCGACCCCGAGGAAGCCGAGGAACUUGGGGUGUGGAAAGGCAAGGGCAGCGGGAAGAAGCAAAGAGAGAGGGAGGCAAGAAUGACGACUAAAGCUGAGAUGAAACAGAUGAGGUGGGAGUUGAAGGAGUUAUUGAGCAAGAGAGUCAAUAAUGGUGUGAGCGAGAAGUAUCUGAGAGGCGUUGAUGUUGAAAGCCUGUUGCAAGGCGCGCGAGGAGAGUUCUUGGGUGUUGUGGAGGGUUUGGGGAUUUAA